AUGCAGAGGAUUAGGGGGACGGUGGUCCGUGUGUCCAUGGCCGGCUACGGCGUCAUCAAGUCUCCCGAGUGGGGCGAGGUGAUGUGGCGCCAGUACGAGCUGCCCACGAACUUGCGGACCCUGCAGUUCGCGGACAAGGCCAGGUUUAGCAGGGAGGUGGAGGGGCGUGACGAGUACAGGCGACUCAAGGAGAUGGAGGGCAAGGAGGUCGAGGCGGAGCUCUACAAGCUGCCCGACGGGCAGCUGCGCGCCUCCCACGUCCGCGUCCAGAUGGGCGCGCUGCCCGCCCCCGGCCCGCCCCCGAGCAUGGGCCUCCCGCCGCCGCCCUUCCCCUCGGGCGGCGACUUCGGGGGCGGCGACGGCGCGCCCUCCUGGGGCGGCGGCGAGCCCUCGGGCCGGCCGCCGCCGCUGCCGCCGCCCCCCGCGCCGCAGAUGGGCGGGCCCCCCGGCAUGCCGCCGAUGAUGAUGGGCGGGCCCGGCGGGCCGCCCGGGAUGCCCGGCAUGCCCGGCAUGCCGCCGGGCAUGCCGCCGUUCGGCAUGCCGCCCGGCAUGGACCCACAGCAGUACCAGGCGAUGAUGCAGGCCAUGAUGGGCGGUAGGAAGGAGAAGAAAGACAAGAAGGAUAAGAAAGAUAAAAAGGACAAGAAAAAGAAGAGGGACCGCUCGUCGGACGAUGGCGACGACGACCAGAGGCACGGGGAGCCAAAGAAGCGACGCAUCGACGAUGAGGACUUCUGA
Prorocentrum cordatum is the source of this 738-nucleotide messenger RNA. The record is from the annotation of a GenBank genome assembly. NCBI's taxonomy places the organism in Eukaryota, Dinophyceae, Prorocentrales, Prorocentraceae.